GUGCAGCGCUGGAGGAGAUCAUGGAGAAGCUCCCGGAGGAGUUCAACAUGGCCGAGCUGCUUGGGAAGGCGGAGGAGAGGACUCCCUACCAGGUGGUGGCGCUGCAGGAGUGUGAGCGCAUGAACCUCCUCACCGAGGAGAUCAGACGCUCACUCCGCGAGCUCAGUCUGGGACUCAAGGGAGAGUUAACCAUGACCAGUGACAUGGAGAACCUUCAGAAUGCUGUUUUCCUGGACAUGGUGCCAGACAACUGGACCAAGCGGGCUUACCCUUCCAUGUCUGGCCUGGCCCUGUGGUUCACUGAUCUGCUGGCCAGGAUCAAGGAGCUGGAAGCCUGGUCAACAGACUUCACCUUACCCUCUGCAGUGUGGCUGGCUGGUUUCUUCAACCCGCAAUCCUUCCUCACAGCCAUCAUGCAGGCUAUGGCUCGAAGGAACGAGUGGCCUCUGGAUCGCAUGUGUCUGCAGUGUGACGUCACCAAGAAGAACCGUGAGGACUUCAGUUUACCGCCUCGUGAAGGGGCCUACAUACACGGGCUGUACAUGGAGGGUGCACGCUGGGACACACAGACCGGCAUGAUUGUAGAUGCCCGCCUGAAAGAGCUCACCCCGACCAUCCCAGUCAUCUUCAUCAGGGCCAUUCCUGUGGACAAGCAGGAGAACAGGAAUGUGUACCAAUGUCCUGUCUAUAAGACCCGCCAGAGGGGACCCACCUACGUAUGGACCUUCAACCUGAAGACCAAAGAAAAUCCCUCUAAGUGGACUUUAGCUGGAGUGGCUUUGCUUCUACAGAUCUAGCAGGAGUUCAAGUGAUGUAUUAUAAAAGUGAUGGUGCCAACAGGAUAAAGGGUCAGAUUCAAUUUGUACCAAAUAUUUUAAAGCCAGACAAUGUAACUUUUGAAAGAAGAAAUAAUGCAGUCUUCCUAUUAGUAAUGAAAAGUUGAGUUAUGCGAAAUAACUGUCCAGCAAUAGACUUCCACCAUCUUUGUUCAGAGUGUCUGUCUACAUAAAUGUCACAUAAAUCAAAGCGGGCACAGCUCAGUACCACUGUAGUACAAAUAUCAUUUUCAGUAGUCAAUUUCUGCUGAAGUACAUUCAGUUCUGAAGAAGUCUCUUGGAUGAGGGAUGGAACGUCUUUGAGUAUUUUCAACCAAGUCCACUUGCCCUUGACUUUAACCUUCCUUGGAUAACUAUGACCUGGAUGAGUGAGAACCUUCACAGACAUUGCUGUACUCAGCCACUGUGAUAUGUAAUAGCAGUCAGCUGGAACUAAACAUGCUAGCUGAUUUGCUCGCUAGAAGUAUUGCUACCGCCAGUUGUAGGUUGUGGUGGUCCCUGGAAGGUCUACCGAUUCCAACCACUCUCAGUUAGGUCGCCUAAUGAUCGUGUUUAUACCACCUGACUCGAGAGAAUCUUAGGAAAAUGAAGGGAAAUGCAAUGUGCCAUUAUUACUACAUUACAUAGUCUUCCUUUAAAGCCAGGCUGGGCAAAAUCUGGUAAAACUACAUCUCUGCAUUAUAAAAGAUCUGAUCUGAUCUCCUCAGAUAUUGAAGAUUUUCUCUGUUUACCAAAAUGAAUUUCUGGUGUCCAGUGGCAGGAAAUCUCUCGCCACUCAACCACAGGAAGUGCCAUCUCACAUCGCAAGAGUAAAAUCCAAAUAGUCUCAGAAACAGAAAGAACCAGCAUAAGAUCUUUUGCUUCUCUCCCUGGGUAGGUACUGACUGGGUGCUGCUGUUUCAGAAUUAGUUUUUUUUGUCAUUCAAGGAUCCCAAUAUGUGAAGUGCGUUUAAAUGCAGCUUUCUGAGCCUUCGAGUUGAAGACUGUUAAAAUCACCCAUGAUAAGUUUGUAGACUUUCUUUGAACUACUGUUUCUAAGUUAUUAAAAUGCUAAUUAUCUGUAUGUGUUUGAGGAGACAUUCUCGGAAUAUCAUGUAUCUGUGAAUCACUUUAUGAUGAGGUGUUACAAAGCUGUAAUUGGAUGGGGAAUAUCUUAGAAUAAAUUUAACUAUUUGUACACACUUUAGCUGAAUCAAACUACCUACACUAUGUACGCAUUUUAUAUAACACAUCAAGUAUGCAAAUCAUUUUAAAUUGAUUUUCACUUUCUUCCAGAAAACUUCCA
This is a messenger RNA of Micropterus dolomieu (smallmouth bass), 2121 nucleotides long. Its product is annotated as dynein beta chain, ciliary-like. Lineage: Eukaryota; Metazoa; Chordata; Actinopteri; Centrarchiformes; Centrarchidae. Bases 21 to 797 code for a protein of 258 amino acids. The transcript has 4 exons. Gene Ontology annotation, molecular function: minus-end-directed microtubule motor activity; dynein light intermediate chain binding; dynein intermediate chain binding. Gene Ontology annotation, biological process: microtubule-based movement. Gene Ontology annotation, cellular component: dynein complex. The record is from RefSeq and is a predicted model, not a curated record.